AUUUGCAGCUGAAUUACCUUCGAAUUGAUACCAAUGCCUGAAAUAUAGGUCGAUUUGCGGUUCCCCAGAUAACGCAUCGCCAUUCCAGCAAAAGCGAACGAGUUCCAAGCAAGCAGGGCGAAUUCUGGCCUCUGAAUACCUUGCAUAACUGGGGCGAAUCGAUAAAGCCACAGGCCACUACAACCAUGCCCUUUGCACUUCGUUGAUCAUGAUUUGUUUUCCUCUUCCGCAUACCCAAGCAGCUUCGCCUCUCUCUGUGUGAUGCCCAUUAGAUCACUCGAUAUCACGUUAUUCCUAUCCCACCAAGGUUUAUCUCGUGCCACAUCGACUCCGUAAGCUAUCGCAUCAUCGCAUCGAAACCGCAAUCACCAUAUCCCAAACUCACGCGAGCCCUUCACACGAUCUACGCUCUCAAACCCAGGUCCCAUCGAUUCUCUUACUUGCCCGACUACACCUCUUUACCGACGAGACGAAGGUAGACACUUGUUCGGCAUCAUGGAUCUCGCUGUGACACUCAUCAAGGCCGUCAUGCGGGCGUUCUACCCAACGCGAGACAUCCUUGUGGUGGACGCACUGAUUCUUCAUGAAGCUCUUCGCGAUGACGAUCUUGCCUAUUUAAUGGCCAUAAACACAAAGGACUUGCACAAGAUAUGCGGAAAACUUCGAGAAGACCGCUUCUUAACAGUUCACACGAGAUCCGAAUUACGACCAGGCAAUCCGCGACCGAGUAAUCGCACAUGGUACUACAUCAACUACCGACAUACCAUCGACGCCAUCAAGUGGCGGGUUUACAACAUAGAUAAAGAAGUCCAGGGAACUACCGUGCCGGUAAACGAAAAGAAGGAAUACUUUUGCUCGUUCUGUAAGGCGGAAUGGACCGCGAUGGAAGUUUUGGACAGCGUUGGGCCCGAGGGCUUCCUUUGUCACCGAUGCCGACGACCUUUGUCAUUUGAAGCAGAUCGAAAUGCCGGCGGGCACGAACAGUCUACCCGACUGAAUGACCAAUUCAAGUUCAUUAGCGAGCUGUUGCCUAAAAUCGACGCAGCCCAUAUUCCGGAAUGCGACUUUGAUCGGGCCUUGUCAAAAGCUCGGCCGGUGAUCCGCGACGCUACACACCAACGUGCAGCUACGAUACCCGUUGAUGACGCCUCGUCUCGGCCCAUGGCAGUGAGAGGAUUGGCCAAUACGGGUCCACAGUCCAUUGCCGUCAACAUAUCCACGUCUGACGGACCGUCGGAGGCUGAGAAGGAGGCCGAGAGACUUCGGAAAGAAAAGAUUGCGCAGCAGAACGCGCUCCCGUCCUGGAUGUCAAACAGUACUAUUACAGGAGAGUCGUUUUCUGCGACAGCCGAAGCUGCUGCUUUAGGAUUGGGUAGAGACGCAGCGGAGCGAAAACUGUCUCAGGGCAAAUUGGUCGACAACAAUGCCACUACGCAGAUUGAUGACAUUUUCGAGAAGCUCAAAGCAGAGCAAGCUGCCAUCUUGGCGCGAGAAGCAGAUGCUGAGAGCGAAGGGGAGGACUAUGGCUCCGAAGAGGAGGAUGACGAAUUCGAAGAUGUUAUGGCCACGGGCAACAACUCUGGUCUAGGCACGCCCGGCAUCAAGGCUGAAGUAUCAGAAGCUCCAUCAGGUGACGUAUCUCGAAUGGAAGACAGCUCGGAUGAGAGGGCGAACAAGCGGGUCAAGGUUGAACCUGGAGUUAAAAAGGAGGACAGCGGCGACGAAGACGAAGACGACGAUGAACUCGAGUUUGAGGAUGUUUGAAGGCCUGCGCGUCCAACGGAUCUCAAAAGUUUGUGUAAUUUACAAGAGCAUUUAGACAGAAUAGGGGCAACUCAACCUGGCAGCGCGCAGAAUGCAUGCACAGGAGAGUUUGGAGCUGGCGUUCUUGACAUUGCUCAGCAGUUUUCGGGCAUAUGUUGGUUCUAUUAAAGAAAAGAGAAUAUUUGACACUUUUGAUACUGCACUGUAGUCGAGAAGCAAACACUGAGAUUGCUCAUCUCCGUUAGAACAAUGUGACUGUUG
Messenger RNA from Trichoderma harzianum CBS 226.95, 2025 nucleotides. RefSeq lists its product as hypothetical. Lineage: Eukaryota; Fungi; Ascomycota; Sordariomycetes; Hypocreales; Hypocreaceae. The coding region runs from base 496 to 1764 and encodes 422 amino acids. Gene Ontology annotation, biological process: transcription open complex formation at RNA polymerase II promoter; transcription initiation at RNA polymerase II promoter. The transcript has 3 exons. Gene Ontology annotation, cellular component: transcription factor TFIIE complex. The record is from RefSeq and is a predicted model, not a curated record.